Rotaria sp. Silwood1 is the source of this 3999-nucleotide messenger RNA. NCBI's taxonomy places the organism in Eukaryota, Metazoa, Rotifera, Eurotatoria, Philodinida, Philodinidae. The record is from the annotation of a GenBank genome assembly.
AUGAGUGAUGAUGGAAAUCAAGAGCGUGAGACAAAAGAAGGGAAAACUAAGACCAAAAGCACUGCGGGUGGAACACUUUCAUCAAUAUUUAUGAAAUCAAUGAGAAAAUCAGCUGGAAAAUCACGUGCUCCACUUCCAUUUGGAAUGAAUUCUGGCAAUAAUGUUUCAAAUUCAAAUAAAGGAAGUCAUUUGAAUGUUCCUAAUGAAAGUGCAUCUACAUUUUUUGGUGCAUCUGAUUCAACUAUAGUUUCAUCAUCUACAACAUCAAAUGAUUUUGAUGUUAGUACAUUAAAUGAUGAUGAAGUACGAGAACGUUUUAAAUCUGUUAUGGAUGAUUUAUUCGAAGGAAAUGAAACAAAAAAGAAAAUGUUUGAACAAACAACAACAGCACAUAUGAGAGAAAUGCUUAUUUCACAUUAUAAACUUGCUACUAAUGAAAUGAGUGGUCCUAAAUCACCUGAAUAUCAAAUUCAAUGUUUAAACAAUGUUACUAUUGAUAAUAUUAAUUCAAAAAAUAGUAAAGAAACAUUUGAACGUGUUGCAUUUUCAUUAAAAAAAUAUGGUUUAAAAUGGAGUAAAGUAUUCAGUGAAAAUUAUAAUGGUCCAAAUGCUAUGCUUAAAGCAAUACGAGCAUGUAUCAGUAAAAUUCAAUAUACACGAGAAAAAGUCAACCGUGAUGGUGAUGAACGUCGUGACAAACAAAGUACAUUAUAUGAAAUACUUGCUGCUGGUAUUGAAGCAUUUAAAAAUUAUCUUAAUCUUGGUUGGAAUUUUAAUUCAAUGAAAGAAUCACUUGCAAAAGAUAUAGCUGAAAUUGCAAUUGAUGCAUUAAAUAUUUUAUAUUCGGAAAAUGAUGAACGUUCAAGUAAAACUAAACUUACAUGUGCCAUUCUUUUAUUUGCACUGGCUAUGCCAAAUGAAAACAAUCCUUCCAAUGGUCAAAAUAUAGUUCAGCUUCUUUCAAAAUCUGUUCAAAAAUGGUGUCCCAGUCGUGAACGUUUUGAAUGUUUAAUUCAUGAACUUGAUGGAACAAUAGAAGUCGCUAGUAGUUUUUUAAUGUGUAUUAAUGCCAUAUUUGUUACAUUAUCAACAGAACAUCGAUAUCAUUUACGUAGUGAACUAUUUCGUUCUGGUUUUAAAUCACGUUUUGAAGAAUUACAAAAACGCGUUAAUGAAUGUGAAGAUCCAAAACAAAAAGAUAAUUUAUUGACGCAAAUUAAUUUAUUUCUUCGCCAUGUUGAUGAUGAUUAUCAAUCGAUGAAUAUUAAACUUGAGUCAAUAUCUAGUACAUGGGCUGAUCUUCAAGCUUGUUUUGAUUAUUUAUAUGGUUUAGUAAAAAAUACAUCAUCAGAACCUUUACUUUCAAGUAUUAUUAACCGACUUAUUUGUAUUCGAGAUGAUCCAACUAUUCGUUUUUCUUAUCUUCGUUUAAUUGAUGAAUGUAUAACACGUAUUGUUUUUUCAAAAUCAGCAUGUGAUCCUGAUUUUGAUACGUAUUCAAUGGAUAGUGAAUCAAUUGGAGACUCUGGUUUAGGUUUAAAUGAUCAUAUGUCAUCAAUACGUAAUGGUUCAUCACAUGAUUUGUCACAGAUGGCUGGAAAUGCAGUCAAUAAUUUAACAGUGACGGAAAAUGAAAUACAAAUAAAUUUAAUGAAAGAACGUGUUGAACAUCUGGAAAAAACAAGAGGAAAAUUAACAAAAGCACUUGAAAAUAUGUUAAGCAAAGUUGAUACAGAAACAGCAAUGAGUUUUAAAAAUCAAUACGCUGAUAUUUUUGGAGAAUCAAUAUCAACUAUUGGAUCUGCUAGUAACAUUCCACCACCGCCUCCUCUUCCAUCCUCAAUGGGAAACAUGCCACCGCCACCACCACCGAUGCCACCAUCAUUACGAAAUAUUCCACCACCACCUCCAUUGCCUGGUGAUUUAAUGCCGCCACCUCCACCACCAGGUCUUAUACCACCAGCACCUCCAAUGAUGACAGAAGGUGGUGUACCACCGCCACCUGCUCCACCAUUUCCAGAAAUGACAGGCAGUGGAGGACCGCCACCACCACCUCCACCAUUUCCUGGAAUGACAGGUACUGGAGGUCCACCGCCUCCACCUCCACCAUUUCCUGGAAUGAUCGGUAGUGGAGGUCCACCACCUCCACCUCCACCAUUUCCUGGAAUGAUCGGUAGUGGAGGUCCACCACCCCCACCGAUGAUGAACAUGAAUACUCUUCCACUUGGUCCACCACCAGUACCUGAAUAUUUACCAAAAAAACAAAAAUAUGUUGUCGGCGAAGCUGUAAAAAAAGUGGCUUGGAAUAAAAUAAAUCCACAAUCAAUAAAAAAAGAAUCAAUUUGGGCCAAUGUUGAUGAAAAAAAUUUUCAAAAUAAAGCAUUUUUUACAACAAUUAAAGAAAAUUUUGCUACGAAAUCAGCUCCUAUUAAAAAUCUUGCGGAUAGUGACAAUGAAUCAUCAUCAUCAACCAUGACAACGAAAAAAACAAAAGAAUUUCGUGUACUUGAUCCUCGUGCUGGUCAAAAUUUUGCUAUUAUGUUUAGUCAAUUAAAAUCAACUCCACAACAAUUUCGUCAAUGGCUUCUUGCUUGUGAUAGUGAACAUUUAACAAGUGAUUUGCUUGCUCAACUAGAUAAAUCAAUUCCUACACCAGAAGAAUUAAAAAAACUUUCAGAAUUAAAAAAUGAAAUACAUGAUUUACCUGAUGCUGAACAAUAUUUCUGUGCUGUUAGUGAUAUAAAACGUUUACAACAGCGUAUUAAAAUACUUCUAUUUAAAAGUCAAUACAAGGAAUCACUUGAAGAAACAGAAAAAAAUUUUGUUGCUGCACGACAAGCCUGUGAAACAGUUCGUCGCUCUAAACGUUUUCCAAAAUUAAUUGAACUUGUAUUAACAAUUGGUAAUUAUAUGAAUUCAAGUGGUAAAACAUAUGAACCAAUAUAUGGUUUUGAUAUUAGUUUUCUUCCAAAAUUACAUUCAACAAAAGCUAAUGAUGGUAAACGAACAUUAUUACAUUUUAUUUUACAAGAAAUUGAAAAAGAUCAUGCAGAUUUAUUAAAAUUUGGUGAUGAAUUUCAAGGUGUUGCUGAAGUAGCAUCUAAAAUUGAUACUAAUGAAUUACAAAGAAUAUUAAAUGAAAUAAAAUCACGUGUUACUAGUGCACAAACAGAUUUAGAUAAUGCAAAAAAUGCAACAACAGAUUCGAUAUCAGGAGAUCGUUUUGCUCAAACAAUGGAAGGAUUUGUUAAAAUAGCACGAGAUGAUAUUGAAAGACUUGAUGUAUUAAAUACUAAAAUGACAAGUGCAUAUCAAGAUUUAUGUGAUUAUUUAACAAUUGAUUCUAAAAAAUGCCCAUUAAAUGAUUUUUUUACUGAUUUAAAAACAUUCUGUACGGUAUUUUUAACAUGUUUACAAGAAAAUCGUUUAUGGCGUGAACAAGAUGAAAAAGCUAAACGUGCACAAAUGUCAAAACAACUUGUUGAUGAUAUACGAAAGAAACAUCGUGCAGAACCAAAAGCUGAACAAAAAACAUUCUUUAAACCAAGUGAUGAAGAUACUGAUGUUGUAUCAAAUCUCAUGUCGGUUCUCAAAGAUGCUAAUAUGACAUCGCAACCAAAACGAGUUCGUCGACCACCAGAAGUUGAAACAUUUGCUGGAGUAUUAAAUGAAUUGAAUACUAAUCGAUUAAAUCAACCAUCAUCUUCGGUUCGUGAUGAUGUUCGAUCUAAUCAUAAUCGUCCACCACCACCACCACCGCCACCAUCACAUUCAUCUCAUGGUGGUACUCAACAAGCACAGCAUCAAAUACCUCCACCUAUACCAGCAAGAAAUCCUCGGUCUCCUACGUCGUAUGCUGACGUCGUUGGCCGUUUGAAAGCGAAUGAUCUUCGAACAAAAAUAACCGAUCGUGAAAAUGCUCGAUAUUCAUCUGAUGAUAAUAUAACAACACCUCGUUUACUAGCUUCAUCCAUACUUAAAGAUCGAAAUUAUAUAUAA